Diceros bicornis minor is the source of this 2284-nucleotide messenger RNA. Its product is annotated as antigen-presenting glycoprotein CD1d-like. The transcript is spliced from 6 exons. Gene Ontology annotation, biological process: antigen processing and presentation, endogenous lipid antigen via MHC class Ib; immune response; antigen processing and presentation, exogenous lipid antigen via MHC class Ib. The coding region runs from base 75 to 1109 and encodes 344 amino acids. The record is from RefSeq and is a predicted model, not a curated record. Gene Ontology annotation, cellular component: external side of plasma membrane. NCBI's taxonomy places the organism in Eukaryota, Metazoa, Chordata, Mammalia, Perissodactyla, Rhinocerotidae. Gene Ontology annotation, molecular function: lipopeptide binding; exogenous lipid antigen binding; endogenous lipid antigen binding.
AUGGGGGUGGGGGAAGGAGAUCGCAGGUCGGGGCCCAGUGCUCCCAGCUCCGCGAGGCUCCCACGCCCAGCGGCAUGAGGUGCCUGCUGUUUCUGCUGCUCUGGGGGCUCCCCCAGAUUUGGAGAAGUUCUGAGGGCUCCUCCAAUCUCCGUUCUCUCCCAGUCCCGCAAAGGAAUUUCCCGUUCCGCUGCCUCCAGAUCUCGUCCUUCCUCAACCGCAGCUGGGCGCGCACGGACGGCUUGGCGUGGCUCGGGGAGCUGCAGCCCUUCGUGUGGAGCAACGAUUCGGACACUAUCCGCUUCCUAAAGCCGUGGUCCCAGGGCAAAUUCAGCGACCAGCAGUGGAAGAUUUUGCAGCAUCUGUUUUGGGUUUAUCGAAGCAGCUUCACCAGGGACAUACAGGAAUUCGUCAAAAUGCUGCAAAUAGCCUAUCCCUUGGAGAUCCAGGUGUCUGCUGGAUGUGAGGUGCACCCUGGCAACACCUCAGAAAGCUUCUUACAUAUAGCAUUACAAGGAAGAGAUAUCCUGAGUUUCCAAGGAACUUCUUGGGUGCCAGCCCCAGAUGCCCCACAGUGGGUCAAGAAAAUCAGCAAGCAGCUCAACUAUGACCAAGGGACGAAGGAAGCAGUGCAGUUGCUCCUCAAUGACACCUGCCCCAAAUUUGUCAGAGGCCUCCUUGAGACAGGGAGGUCAGAACUGGACAAGCAAGUGAAGCCCGAGGCCUGGCUGUCCAGUGGCCCUACUCCUGGGCCUGGCCAUCUGCUGCUGGUGUGCCAUGUCUCAGGAUUCUACCCAAAGCCUGUGUGGGUGAUGUGGAUGCGGGGUGAGCAGGAGCAGCGGGGCACUCAGCAAGGUGACGUCCUGCCCAAUGCUGAUGAAACGUGGCAUCUCCGAGUAACCCUGGAUGUGGCAGCAGAGGAGGCGGCCGGCCUGACUUGCCGAGUGAGGCACAGCAGUCUAGGAGGCCAGGACAUCAUCCUCUACUGGGCAGAGCGGAGCCGUGCUUCCGUGGGCUUGAUCGCCGGGGCAAUACUCGUGUCCCUCCUGAUCGGUGGAGGCUUAUUAACCUUCUGGUUUAAGAAGCGCUGCUCCUAUCAAGACAUCCUGUGACUGUCCUUGCCACACUUGUCUGUCUGGAGCUCAGGACCUCAGGUUCUGAGGACUUCAGUGCUCGGGAAUUGAGAGUAAAAGAAAGGACUUUGAGGAGGGGGAGAACAGUCAUAAAGCAGCUCUCAUCACAUCCUUUUAACAUUUUUAUCUAAGAAGAUUUAAGUUCUUUUUCCAUAUACUACAAGUUUAUGAGCCCAAGUGAUUCUGUGAAAAUGGAAGUGCACCUUCAGGUGCCUACCAAGGGCAAGCAGACAAGGGCCGUGGUGUAAGGGCGUGCAUGCUCGGUGUUUGAAUGAUGGAAUCUGCAGUCAGCUGGAAAGCACUUGUCCUGUCCAAAGGAAGCAGGUCCAACUGCUUGUCGUCAAGUAUAAAGUAAGACCCUGGGUUGGCUGUAACGUACAUUUUUCAAGAAAAGUGGAAGACUGGAUUUUUAUGUGAACAUGCCUGAUAUUAAAAUGUUGACUCAAAUAUUUAUGAAAUGUGUGGUAUGAGAGACCCCAAAUACACCUCUGCUGGCUGACAACAACCUAGCGGUCCCAGUUAGUGUCUCUUUUAUAAAAAGUUUGUCCUGAGUGAUAUAUUGGCAGUUUUAGGACAUGGUUUCUAUUGUAAAUUUGGAUUUAUAAAAAGGGGCAUUUUGGGGCCAGCCUGGUGGUAUGCUGGUUGAGUUAGUGUGCUCUGCUUCAGUGGCCCGGGGUUCAUGGGUUUGGAUCCAGGGUGCAGACCUACGCACUGCUCAUCAAGCCAUGCUGUGGUGGUAUCCCACAUACGAAAUAUAGGAAGAUGGGUACAGCUGUUGGCUCAGGGCUAAUCUUCCUCAGCAAAAAGAAGAAGAUUGGCAAUGGAUGUUAGCUCAGGUGCCAAUCUUCCUUACCAAAAAAAAAAAAUAAAAAGGGACAUUUUCUCUUUCAGAGAAAGUUAAGUUGUAAGAAACAGAGGUGUCUCCAGCUUCUACUUGGUGUAACUUGAUUAAAAGAGGAGAAAUCUUAGUGUAUGUUUAUUAUGUAGAAAAAAGCUACUCUGGGUAGGGAUAUUUCUGUCAAAUGGCCAGUAAUUUUUUUCAGACUGGAAGAAGAGUGUCAUGAAGAUAUCCCCCCCAAAACGGGCUCCCCUCCUUAUAGGCUAUUAAAGGAGACCAUGUUCUCAGGUUGGAACCCACUUGGGCUGAACGCAGC